This is a messenger RNA of Akanthomyces muscarius, 1653 nucleotides long. RefSeq lists its product as uncharacterized. The record is from RefSeq and is a predicted model, not a curated record. Gene Ontology annotation, cellular component: nucleus; cytoplasm. Gene Ontology annotation, biological process: mRNA pseudouridine synthesis; tRNA pseudouridine synthesis. NCBI's taxonomy places the organism in Eukaryota, Fungi, Ascomycota, Sordariomycetes, Hypocreales, Cordycipitaceae. Gene Ontology annotation, molecular function: RNA binding; pseudouridine synthase activity. The transcript has a single exon. Bases 1 to 1653 code for a protein of 550 amino acids.
AUGGAUCCCACCAACUACAACAGCUGGACCAAGCUCGGUCUCGUCGAGCGCGUCCGUCAACUAGAGGCCGAGCUGCAACGGAGACCAGCAGCCCCGGAGCCCGCGCCGCAAAAUGGAGAUGUAGAGGCAGCAUCGCCCCCUGGGACGACAAAGCCCAAGGUCAAGCGCAAGAUGGACCCGUCCAAGUACUCUACCCGCUUCAUUGCGCUGAAGCUGGCCUAUCUGGGCAAGAAUUACGGAGGAUUCGAGUUCCAGGCCAUGGGCAACCAGCCUACCAUUGAGGAGGAGCUUUGGAAUGCCCUGACAAAGGCUUGCCUCAUCUUCCCGGAGGAUGAGAAGAUUGUCGACUUUAACAUUUGCGAAUACUCCAAGUGCGGACGGACGGACAGAGGAGUCAGCGCAUUUGGGCAAGUCAUUGGCAUUCGUGUCAGGAGCAACAAGCCGUUGCCAAAGGAGCCCGAGCAGACCACAGCAGAGGACACCGAGGAGGGACAAACGGAAGAACAGGAGCCAGAAGUAAAGAAAAAACCAUUCGACCCGAUUGCAGACGAGAUUCCCUACCCCAUGGUUCUCAACAGAAUACUGCCGCCGGACAUCAGAAUCCUGGCCUGGUGCCCCUCACCACCACCAGACUUUUCAGCCCGCUUCUCCUGCCGCGAGCGCCAGUACCGAUAUUUCUUCACGCAACCUGCCUUUUCGCCCGAGCCCUCGGCCGCUGGCGGAGGCGCCGCGUCUGGCUGGCUCGACAUUGAAGCCAUGCGCGACGCGGCGAAGCGCUUCGAGGGAGAGCAGGACUUUCGCAACGUCUGCAAGGUCGACCCUGCCAAACUCAUCACCAACUGGUCGCGCACCAUCUUCGAGUCGGACAUUGUCGAGGUCCAGGACGUCGCCGCCGCGCUGCCCUACAUCACCGCCGCGGGCUUUUCGCCGGCCGAUUUCCAAGGAGACGAGAAGAGCUUCCCCAAGGUGUACUAUUUCCACGUCCGCGGCUCGGCGUUCUUGUGGCACCAGAUCCGGCACAUGGUCGCGGUGCUGUUCCUCGUCGGGCAGCGGUUCGAGAAGCCGUCCAUUGUGACGGAGCUGCUCGACGUAGGCAAGUACCCGCGCAAGCCGGGAUACACCAUGGCCGACGAGGUGCCGCUCGUGCUGUGGGACUGCGUCUUUCCAGAUCUCACCCAGGCGGACGAGACGCCGCUGUCAGCAAGCAAUACACACGUCGACACCAUGCAGUGGAUCUACGCCGGCGCUGAAAACUCGUCCAAAAUGCGCUCGGGUCAGUUUGGCCCGUUUGGCGCCCUGGACGGCAUGUGGAAGGUGUGGCGCGGGCACAAGAUGGACGAGCUGCUGGCCAGCCAGCUGCUCCAGCUCAUGGCGGAGCAGGCCGGCAGUGGUAGCAGCACCGAGGUAGCUUCCACCGAAGAGACUAAGAAGCCACAGUCGAAUAAGAAGUCGGCGCAGAGCGUGCGGCUAUAUGAAGGCGGCAACACGGGACGGCCGGCGGGCAAGUAUGUGCCGAUGGAGAAGAAGGAUAAGCUCGAGUCGCCGGACGAGCUGAAUGACAAGUAUGCUCGUCGCAAGGGGUUUGUAGAUGCGGCGGAUAUGCGUGCCAGACGCAACGAAGGCAAAGACACCGUCAUGCAGAAUGACGAAUAA